Molecule: messenger RNA, 1826 nt
Organism: Stegastes partitus (bicolor damselfish)
Lineage: Eukaryota; Metazoa; Chordata; Actinopteri; Pomacentridae
Gene: ddah2
Product: DDAH family member 2, ADMA-independent
Exons: 6
Coding region: 329-1201 (290 amino acids)
Source: RefSeq, a predicted model, not a curated record
GACCCGGAGAGUAACGGGAACUGGGCUGCUGUGGAAAUUAAAUUAAAACGGAGGAAAACGCGGCCGGACGUGGACAGACGGCGCUGAAAACAGGCUGGAAUCAUCUGCUUCCACCCUUCAGAUGGGAGAAUAGCUGGUGAAUGACAGAAGAUGCUCUCCAUUCUUCUCCUGGAUCUCUUAAUUCACACCAUUAACUUUUUUUAAAGCAUUUUCAUCUGUUGUUUCUACAAGAUCAGACUGUGACAGAAUUGCAAACACUUCUCCUGCCAGAGCAACUUAUUGGAAUUUUGAGAGAACACCAGUAUUUGCUACCAGCAUUAUUGAAAUCAUGGCAAAUAUGUGCCCGUAUGGCCGCUUCACCCAUGCCGUGGUGCGGGGCGUCCCAGAGACCUUUGGGAAGCCGGUGGCAGAGGGCCGUGAGAAUGGGGAGGCCUCGGUGGAUCUGGCCAAAGCUCAGCGUCAAUUCGGCUGCCUAACAGGAGCGUUUAGGCAGAAGGUGGGUCUGCAGCUGAUCGAGAUCCCCCCUGACCCCGAGCUGCCAGAGAGCUGGAGGAUAGAAGAUGUGGCAGUCAUCCAGGGAGACACGGCCCUCAUCACCAGACCCUUCAAACAGCAGAGACGCAGCGAGGUGGAGGCAGUGAGGAGGGUGAUGUCGGAGCUGAACCUCACUGUGGUAGAGAUGGGAGGUGAGGAAGGGGACUCCAGCGGGGCCACGCUGGAGGGCAGUGAUGUCCUCUUCACCGGGAGGGAGUUCUUUGUCGGCAUCUCGUCCCACACCAACCGCAGAGGAGCCGAGGUGCUCGCAGACACUUUCAGGGACUUUGCUGUGUCCACCGUCCCUGUCUGUGGAGGAGCCCGACUGAAAAACAUUUGCUCUAUGGGAGGUCCAGACACAAUCAUCAUCAGCAACAGUGAUGGAGCCAAGAAGACACUCCGGAUGAUGGAACAGCUGACUGAUCACCACUACGAAGUGCUCAGUGUCCCGGAGGAAUCAGCAGCAAACUGCAUCUACAUCAAAGGUCCGUCUAAACGGGACUUCCUGCUGCACAGGCCUGCAGAGGAAUGUCCUGACAGUGUUUCUGCCUUCCAGAAACUGCAGGACUACACCCUCCUGCCGACAGCCUGCAGCGAAGCCUCCAAACUGGGAGCGUCGCUGUCCUCCCUCUGCCUCCUCAUCAACAGAAAGCACACACAUUUCUGAAAAUGAAGGUGGAGCCUCUAAAACACUUUGCACUCUGUUAAGUUGUGUAUUUAUUGUUGGAGGAGACACCGACAGAUGGUAUUUGUACGAGACAGUUUGAUUGUUGGCACAGCAGCUCCCCCUGCUGCACCAACAGUUUCCUCACAAAUGAAACCACUAAUCCAACUGUAGCUUCCCACUGUUUCAAUUGACCACUGCGCUAAAAUAAUCUGACAAGUUACAUUAAUGCCAAAGCUUCUGCACACUUAACCCAAUUGUUUGGGCCAAAGUAUGAAAGAAAAAUGUGGUUUGCAAUUCUAAAUAAUGAUCCUUUUCUUGUACUGGAAUUAAUCUGUAACUCUUAAUUUCUAGUGGUAUAAUCAGUUCAUUUUAAUGCAAUUUGGACCCAUAAAAGUAGCACAAAAUGGAAUCACUACAGCCACCUACACUGCAAACCCGACAUUACUGCUAAUGACAGACAGAAGGAAACUUUACAUAUCACUACAGCCUUGGAGACGCCCUGUGGUGCCCCUUCAUGUCCAUAAUGCAACAUGUUGAUAUUCAUUUCCUCCCAUCCAUCCAUCCAUCCAUCCAUUACCUAUACACCACUUACUCUUCACUAGGGUCACAGGGGGGCUGGAGCCUA